CUUCGAUCCGCCUUUCCCGGCCGUUUGGGAUACAACCAUGACACGAAAAGAGGAGGGGUGCAUUUUCUGAUAUUUUCACAAGCUUCCUCCAGACACAGGGCAUUUUACUUAUUUUGAGCCAUUUUAAAAAAAAAUCCGCCACUCUAUGUAUUUAAAAUGAAAUGCGUGUGCCCCCUCCUCUGUCCUGUGGAAUUUUCGAUUUCUUUCCUGGGGUGGUUCCGCCCGCUGUGCGUUUCUCGGCUACCGCAAGUCGCGAAGCUCCAAAGAGUGCGCAUGCGCAAUUGACCUCGGAGGAUACAAGCGGGGUGCGAAGGUGUGUUGUGCAUCUGUUGGGUGAGGAGCUCCACGGUUGUGGGUGCGCGAUGCUGGGGUGAAGCCACUUGGCGGGUUUAGGACGGCAGCGACUCUCGACCCCCCCCCCCGCUGCUUUAUCAGCUGCGGUCUCGAUCUGCCCCCUGAACAAUGGGAUUCAGAGUAUUAAGCUCCCACUAUAACCAGAGUCAGGAUUUUGUUGGGGUUAGUUAGGGGUCUCGGCACUUAAGGUGCCGCUAAGGUUGCCACUUGCCGGCCCGAGAGAGCUUUUAAACCAAGCUGUAGUUCAGGCAGAUAUUCAACAGGUGCAGCUUUCCUAAAGAUGGAGCUGCCGUGAUGAGCUGCGCCUGUUGAUUUUUUGCAUAGCGGUGCAUCUGCUAAAGUUGUGUGAGUGUGUGUAAGAGGCGGGUGGAAAAUACUUGUAUUCCCAGCUACGUGGUGAUUCAUUUCCACACUCUCCUUAGAUGAAUCCAGUAAUGCUAGGCAUGGCUUCAAAGGGUCUCUCACAUAUUUACAUAAAUAAUGAAAACCACCUUUUACAAGAUUCAGUUUAAGAUAUUGUGCCUGAUCACACUCAUUGUGCAGCUAAACCUCCAAGUCUGACUUUGGUGAAGCAGAAGCAAUGACAACAGAUUUCAUUGUUUCAAUAUUAGUUCCAACAUGGAGAUAAUUUUGAGGAAUAGAUUAUGGCACUUUGCAGGCUUGUUGUUAAGGGCAGUAAUGAGCAGAGAAAGGAAUAGGAUAUGAUAACCCUUUUUAAUUUUUCAAGUAUUCUAAUCUUUUGCUACAACUGAUAUUUCCCAAACCAUGCACACACAAAAGCAGAUUGAUUGAAUGACCUGACCUGAUGAUUUCAAAUAUGUGAAAGAUUGUGAUGGAUUAGUCUAAUUUUGGGUUUGCAGAUAGUAUUUGUUAUUCUGUCACUUUCUGUUCUCUUAAAUGGGAUGUUUCCCCUCAGCCCAAUAAAACUAAGUUAAAACUAAACAGACAGAUAAAACUAAACAGACAGAUUAGUGCUAAGAUCCACCAGACCUGUGGAGAGUGUGCAGCCAUUCUGCCUCCCCUAUUCCCCUUGCAAUUUUUUUUUUUUUUUUUUGUGAUUGGAAUAAAGGGAGGAUUACAUAUGGAUGACAACACUGUUUGUAAUCCCUCCUAAAAAUAUGAGUGCAUAAGGUAUUAUUAUUAUUUAUUAAAUUCAUUACCCACCUUUCAUAAUUAGAUCCCAGGACUGGUUACAACCAUUUAAAAUUCAUUAUUAAAAACAGUUAAAACAAAUUACAAUAUGGAAUAGGGUGGCAAUUCCACACAAAAUACUUAGUGUAUUUAGUAGCCUAACAUGAAGCCUAUAGUAGAAAUGUUCUUUUUUUAAAAAAAUUACCAACCAUUUUUCUUUAAAAAAGGUUAGGCUGGGGGAGCUGUAAAUGUUUUAACUGUCUCCAGAUCCACGCGAACUAGAAACUUGUUUCUGGAAAAUGACAGUUAUUGUUCUCACUAUUUUGAUGACACUAAGUAGGCCAAUCUGCUCUGACUCACAGCCUCUUAAUGUUGUGCACAGUGAUGAGGUCAUGAGGUAAUGGUCUUUUGUUUGUUUUGCUUCCUUCUUAUUUCAGGCAACCAGAACAAUUCUAACAAGCUUUUAAGCGAGGAAGCCAUGCCGCUCUUUGGAAACACAUUCAGUCCAAAGAAAACCCCGCCCAGGAAAUCAGCCUCACUUUCCAAUUUGCACAUGGUAAGUUCUGGAACCUAAAACAGGUUUCUGGGACCUAAUUCUCCCCUUUUUUAAAAUAGAGUCCCAGGGUCCCCCAGCUACAGUCAGUCACAAAAUAGUGCCUUGGAAACUAGAGAGGCAGAGCCAGUCACAGCCAUAUGCUGCACACAGAAUGUAUCAUAGACUGGAGUGUGCUGCCCAUAGAAAUCCAUAAAUACUACAGACCAUGGGUUUUAUACAGUCGUGCUCAGUGUAGAUUUGAAAUUAAGGUAGUCAUUGCCAUUCACUUUAAAAGGUCUGUUUUGAGCAGGACUGGCAUAGGAUACAACCCCAUCAAUUCUGACACAAAACUCUUAAGCAGCUACACAACAGGAACAACUACACAGGCAACUUAUUAAGACCUCUAAUUUACAAGCAAGGAGUACCAACACUUAGAAUAGCUCAUCCACUCCUAGAAAGAAAAAGGGUUAUGUUUCAGAUUCUUGCUCUGAUUUUUUUGAGUGGAAGGUCUGAAUCAUAACUAUUGCAAUUGUCUUUUAAAAACAAAUAAACCAUGCAUCUUUGUUACACAGUGUGUCUGUCCCCCGUACCACUGUUUUAGCAGGUAAAAUCUUGGAUUAACAAAACCAGGGAUGGGGAAUAUUAUUCAACCCAAGGGCCCCUGUGGGGAACCUUUUGAGGGCCACAUGCCAGUUUUGGGCAAGAUCAGAGUCAAAGUGGACAGAACAAUGAAUAUGACUCUUAUCUUUUGUAUAGUUGAGUUGAGGAGAAUGAAAACAAAACGUUGUGUCCAUUUUCCUCCUACAGCUGGAUAGAUCAAGCCGGGAGAUUGAGCUAGGCCUGGAAUAUGGCACUCCUGUCAUGACCCUUACUGGACAGAGUAUGAGGUUUGAGAAUGGCCAGUGGAUAGCAGGUGAGAGAGAACACUAAUCCUGUUGGCCAUAAUCCAAAGGCAAUCCUUAUCAGGUUCUCAGCGGCCUCAUCCUGUUCCUCAGAAGAUACAACCCUUGCAAUAACCCCCAGCCAUCCUGAGUCUGUACUCCCAUUGUCCUGAUUCAGCUUGCGAGAGGAGGCUUAUCCCAUAUUUCUGGUAGUUUUUAAGGAGUUCAUCUACAUGUGCUGUGAAGUCUGAAUCCUGGACCCUUUCAGAUAGGUGUGUUUUCAGGAUCUCUGAAGGGCUUUCCUCCUUACCCCCUUAUUUGAUGUACUCUGGCAAAUAGUAGUAGUGUUGAUGCUCGUUCUGGUUUCCGGCCUUCGGUCAGGAGUGGUAUUUGUGUUGUAGUCUGGGUCUGACUAGGUGCAGAUGCUAGCUUGAGUGGGUGCCUGUGCAUGGUUCACCAAUGGUCAUUCAUCUCACAAGGCUACUGACACUCUUCUUGGGGAGGACAUUUAAUAGGCUGUCUUAAAGGUACACUAAGAUGUCAGCACAUUGACCGUGUUGGAUUUCAUCUAGCUAAUGCAGUUGCUUCUCAGAGCUGCCAGAGGCCAUAGUUGUGUAGUUUUUGACACUUUUCUGUGAGUGCAAGGUGAUUCUAGUACUGACCACUUUCUCUCUCCUAGAAUCAUUUGGGGACACCGGGGACCGCAGGGAGGCAAACCGCCUUCGGAAACGGAUCCAGCAGCUGGAGGAAGAGAACAAUCUCCUACAGCUGAAAAUUGACAUUUUGUUGGAUAUGGUGAGAAUGAGGUGAUUCACUCACCUCUGUGCAUCAAUAUGUCUUUGAUACCUGCAUUAAUUUCUCUACCUGAUACAAAACCAGGGGAAUGGCAAUGGUGACACAGUGAGUCAAUGUCUCGUGCGAUUCAAACCAGGCUCCAGAACACUUGAUGAUCUUAUUGAGAACCACAGCUGUCAACUUUCCCCUUUUCUUGGGAGGAAUCCUAUUUGGAAUAAGGGAAUUUCUUUUUUAAAAAGGGAAACGUUGACAGCUAUGUUGAGAACCCUAGGUUCCUUUUAUGAGAAGAUAGGCAGUGGCAGCAUGGCUGCCCAGAAAAGAGCUUUUCCAAUAUUAUUCUAUUGAUUUCCCCCACAAAGCCCAGGUUCAUAAGGAAUAUGAAAUGCAUUCCAGAGGACUAGUGCUGGCCAUUCAUUGUGAAUGUGCCUCAUAACAAGUCCCAGAAUCAUCUGCAAUAGGCAGAAUUUAAUGGAAGAUGCUAUGAUGUAGAAGGAAUUCCCUGUGGAUUUGUAGUUUGAAAUCCCCUGCUUUAGAGAGAAACAAACAAACGUACUUGUUUUUAAGGGUUACCAGCACUAAAACAACAUGGGAAAACAAAUGCCAUUUCUUCCUUUUAUUUGUAGCUCUCUGAGACGACUGCAGAGUCUCACCUCAUGCAGAAAGAGAUGGAGGAACUGAAAAAUUAUAGCCGAAAGAGGAAGUGAACUGGAUGUGAGGGCCUCUAAGAGGUGGAAGAGGGAAGAGCAAGAGGAUAUGGUUAAAACCAUCCACUGCAAGGAACUUAGGAAGCCUGCCUAACGUUGCUGGAUAUCCAGCCAGGACUCCAAAUGUGAAAUACUACACAUUCUACACGUUCUACAGUGCUGUCAGAAAGCAGCUAUCCUACUUUUCUUCUUCCCUAAUGGAGCUUCUAUCCAAGUGCUCUUAACAUAUUUCCGCAAUAUACAUUUAAUUUAAUCAGUAGCAGGUAGUGGUUUGUAGUUAAUAAGCAUCUCUUCCCACCCACCCAAGAAGGCAAUCAAGAUCAUGGGGUGUGCGGAGAGCAAAAGGAAAUGGGAGAAACUGCUUGCAACAUAUAGCUACAUACUCUUGCUGUCUCUCUCUUAACAUGUUUCAGAAAUGCUUUUCAAUUGGCUGUUUCGUAUCUUUGGGAUGCAUAAUUCUCUGGAACCUGAGCCAGUGAGCUGAUACAGACACCACUGGGGAUAGGCAGCAUCCUGGGCCCUUACCCUUAUAGUCCUGCAAUAUAUGUUAGUGAGGGAAACCUUUGAUAAUCGGAGAUGACAGUGAACAAUUUGGGAAGUUACAUGUUUCAGUCGGCUCACAGUCAUUCUGAAUAGCAGUGGCCUAAACUCUAAAGCUGACUGACACACCACGGGGGGGGGACCUUUUCAGCAUAGUGGGCCAGAUCCUUAGUUCACCCAAAUGUCAAUCAUCUGAUGUCACUGUGUUUUGAGGUGACCUAUUUUUCCUUUGCAGAGCAGCUUGAGUUCACAGCCACAGUACAGUGAUGUACCGGGAAGCAUGAGACCUCUGUCCUAUAUGUUCUUUCAUCUCUUCCUUUCCCACGCCAGCCCAGUGAUGUGCUGUAUUGCCUUAUUAGUAUGACAAAACUCCACAUUGAACAACUGGUUCUCUUCCAUUUUUAUCCCUCUCCUUCAUGAUGUAUCAGAGUUCUAUAACACUCCAUGAAUUCUGUGUGCUUUCUGCCUUCUUCCUUAUCCUGGUAAAAAACAAUUCUUCAGGCAAUUCUUUGUACAGCCACCAGUUCCAUUCAGGCCACUGUAAGUUAAAUGUUG
Molecule: messenger RNA, 5495 nt
Organism: Podarcis lilfordi (Lilford's wall lizard)
Lineage: Eukaryota; Metazoa; Chordata; Lepidosauria; Squamata; Lacertidae
Source: the annotation of a GenBank genome assembly